Molecule: messenger RNA, 7229 nt
Organism: Bombina bombina (fire-bellied toad)
Lineage: Eukaryota; Metazoa; Chordata; Amphibia; Anura; Bombinatoridae
Gene: AP3M1
Product: adaptor related protein complex 3 subunit mu 1
Exons: 9
Coding region: 83-1339 (418 amino acids)
Biological process (GO): intracellular protein transport; endocytosis
Cellular component (GO): cytoplasmic vesicle; clathrin adaptor complex
Source: RefSeq, a predicted model, not a curated record
GGCACUCCCGGCUCGAUGAUGUGUCAGUCAACUCAGGUGGAUCCCUCACUUCCGGAAAGACAUAGAACAUUUUAAAUCGAAAAUGAUUCACAGCCUUUUUCUCAUUAAUGGUGCUGGUGAUAUCUUCCUGGAAAAGCACUGGAAGAGCGUGGUAAGCCGUUCAGUCUGUGACUACUUCUUUGAGGCACAACAUAAAGCAGCAGAUGUUGAGAAUGUUCCGCCUGUUAUCCCCACACCUCACCACUACCUCAUCAGCAUAUAUCGCGAGAAGAUGUUCUUUAUCGCAGUCAUCCAAUCUGAGGUGACCCCAUUGUUUGUCAUUGAGUUCCUGCAUCGGGUGGCUGACACAUUCCAGGAUUAUUUUGGCGAGUGCUCUGAAUCAUUUUUGAAAGAUAACGUGGUCAUUGUUUAUGAGCUGCUGGAAGAGAUGUUGGACAAUGGAUUCCCUCUGGCAACAGAAUCUAACAUAUUAAAGGAACUCAUUAAGCCACCGACAAUCCUGAGAUCAGUGGUUAACUCACUCACAGGAAGCAGCAACAUGGGUGAGACGCUACCCACCGGGCAACUCUCCAACAUCCCCUGGAGGAGGGCAGGGGUCAAGUACACUAAUAAUGAAGCAUAUUUUGAUGUCAUAGAAGAAGUUGAUGCAAUUAUUGAUAAAUCGGGUUCUACUUUGUUUGCUGAGAUCCAGGGUGUGGUAGACGCUUGUGUGAAACUGUCUGGAAUGCCAGAUCUCUCUCUCUCUUUCAUGAACCCACGGCUAUUGGAUGAUGUCAGCUUCCACCCUUGUGUCCGAUUCAAGCGUUGGGAAUCAGAACGUGUUUUGUCCUUUAUUCCUCCGGAUGGCAACUUUCGUCUCAUGUCCUAUCGUGUUAGCUCACAAAACUUAGUAGCAAUUCCAGUGUAUGUGAAGCACAACAUCAGCUUCCAGGACAACAGUUCAAGUGGGAGGUUUGACAUAACAGUGGGUCCCAAACAGAAUAUGGGGAAGACUGUGGAAUCCAUUGUAGUAAGCGUUCACAUGCCAAAAGUGGUCCUUAAUAUGAACCUUGUGCCAACGCAAGGGUCAUACACCUUUGACCCUGUCACCAAGGUGCUGAACUGGGAUAUAGGAAAAAUAAUUUCUCAGAAACUUCCUAGCCUAAAAGGCAUGGUUUCCUUACAAUCUGGUGCCCCUAAACCCGAGGAGAACCCAAGUCUGAAUAUUCAAUUCAAAAUCCAGCAGUGCGCAGUUUCAGGGCUCAAAGUUAAUCGCCUGGACAUAUAUGGAGAGAAAUACAAACCUUUCAAAGGAGUGAAAUAUCUCACUAAAGCGGGCAAGUUCCAAGUCCGUACAUAACGCAAUACACGCCCCUCGCUGUAGCACUUCCUGUGCGCAUAGAAGGGGACGGUUGGCAUUCCGUUUACUGCCUUUAGUUGCUCUGCUAUAAGGUCAAAACGUUCUAAACACUACAAGGGACCAAGUUUUUAGUUCACAAUAUGAGGGAUCUGUGUUGGAGAUGCCAAAUAAUUCAUCUCACGUAUUCCACUGUGAAAAUUUAAAAUGAAAUGUUACUUUAAAAAAAAAAAAAAGGAUAAAUUUAAUUAAUAUAAAAAGAUCUACAUUUUUUAAGAGCUUUGUGUCUUCACCAUGUUAAAGAGACUAUUGGAGUGCAAUGUCAUUAUAUUGUGUGUCAAUGUCAGGUUUAAUAUUUCAGCUGCAUUAGUUGUUGCUACAUAGAUGUACUUACAAGAGUUUUAUUUACUAUUAAAGCUAUAUUUUACCAAAAAAACACACACGAAAGCCUUACAGAUAUUAUGGAUUUGGUUUUUAAACUCCAGUCUUCAAGAACGCUUUAUAUGCCAAACUUAACAUCUCCUUGCUUGUACACAGAGGUAAAUGAUCCGUCAUGGCUUAAAGGGACAUGAAACCCAAAAAUGUUCUUUCAUAAUACAGAUAGAGAAUACAAUUAUAAACAACUUUCUAAUUUACUUCUAAUUUGUUUCAUUCUCUUGGUAUCAUUUGCUAAAGGAGCAGCAAUGCACUAAUGGUUUCUAACUGAACACAUGGGUGAGCCAAUGGCAAUUGGUAUAUAUAUGCAGCCACCAAUCAGCAGCUAGAAUCUAGGUUCUUUGCUGCUCCUGAGCUUACCUAGAUAAAGAUUUCAGCAAAGGAUAACAAGAGAAGGAAGCAAAAUAAAUGAUAGAAGUAAAUUGGAAAGUUGUUUCAAAUUGUAUUCUUUAUCUGAAUCAUGAAAAAAAAUGUUGUUUCGUAUCCCUUUAAAUGGACAUGAAUGUGUAAAAUCAGAUAGAGAAUUUGUUGCAGCAUAAUGAUUAUAACAUGUUUGUUGUAGAGUGCAAUAAAAAAAAGGUUUUCCUCUAUGCAUUUAACUGCACUAUUGGAUCCGUUUAUACAUCAAUCACACUUGACCGUCACUGUGCAUACGCCUCUAUGCUCAGUGACCAGCUAUGGAAGUGCAAAAAGAUGCUGAUCUAGUUAAAUACACACAGGGCUCGAUUUAUCAAGCGAUGGCGGACUGGGGCGUACAAAUUCGCUGCUGUACGCCCCAGCUCGCCUGUACGCUGCUCGCAUGCAACACCGCAGCCUGCCCGCGCACAGCCAAUCACGCUUGGGCAGGAUCUGUCAAUCUCCCUGGUCGGACGAUACCAGGAGAUUGAAAUUUUCCACCUAAGAGGUUAGGAAGCAGCGGUCAUUAGAUCACUGCUUGAUCAAUACUAACUGCACGUUCUUUUGUAAGAAACUACAGUCGUAUGGUGGUGAACGGCUUGAUAAAUUGAGCACUUAGAGGUAAGCAUUUUUUUUGCAAACAUGUUGCAGUUGUCAUGAAUGGGCUGUAUAACCUCGUUUGAUUUUACACCAUUAUGCCUCUUUAAAACAGACAUUAAACCCAAAUAUUUUCUUUCAGGAUUCAGAUAGAGCACACACAUGCACACAACUUGCCAAAUUACUUCUAUUAAAAAUGUUGCUUCAUUGUCUUAGAAUCCUUUCCUGAAGGAGCAGCAAUGCACUACAGGGAACUAGCUGAACACAUUGGUAAGCCAAUCACAAGACGCAAAUAUGUGCAGCCACCAAUCAGUAGCUAGCUCCCAGCUUCUUAGCCUAUCUAGAUAUGCUUUUCAACAAAGGAGGAUACCAAGAGAAUAAAGCAAAUUAGAUAAAAGAAGUACUUUGGAAAGUUGUUUAAAUUCGUGUGCUCUGUCUAAAUCAUGAAAGAAAAAAAUGUGGGUUUAGUAUCCCUUUAAGCAAUGAUAUACUGAAAAUCUGCCUUACUUGAGAACUGGAGUUGAGACGCGUCCUAAUAGUAUUGUGUGUCCUUUAUAGAUGCCAGUAAUUAGGUACAAGCUGGUGUUUUAUGACAACGUUAAUCACUUGUGUCAUAGAAAAUUGUGUCUUCUGCCAUUUUUAAAUUGCAGGCAAAGCAAUACCUUUGUACGAAUCUCAUCAUCCUUAGGAUGUUCUUAUAAUUUUUGAGAGAGUAAAUACUCAUUGUUACGACUCCUAAAUAACAUGUUAGACAGAAGUCUCUCUCAGUUAAUGACAGUGACAUUUGAAGGGACACUAAACCCAAUUUUUUUCUUUCAUGAUUCAGCUAAAGCAGGCAAUUUUAAACAACUUUCUAAUUUACUCCUGUUAUCAAAUUUUCUUCAUUCUCUUGCUAUCAUUAUUUGAAAAAGAAGAAAUCUAAGCUAAGGAGCCGUCUUAUUUUUGGUUCAGAACCCAGGAUAGCGCUUGCUGAUUGGUGGGUACAUUUAGCCACCAAUAAGCAUGCUCAACCCAGGUGCUGAACCGAAAAUGGUCCAGCUCCUAAGUUUUGAUUUCAGCUUUUUCAAAUAAAGAUAGCAAGAGAAAGAAGACAAUUUGAUAAUCGGAGUAAAUUGGAAAGUUGUCUAAAAUUGCCUGCUUUUUCUGAAUCAUGAAAGAAAAAAUUGGGUUUAGUGUCCCUUUAAGCCCCUUGUUUGGAGCAGCUUUGUUACUAUAAAUUGUCAGAUUAAAGUGAGAAUAAAUUCCGUUUUAAGCCAAACUAUGUGUCUGAAUAUUACCCCUUCAUAACAAUUCUUACUUUCAUUCUGAAAAUACAUUGACGCCAUUUUUUUUUAAAAUACAGAUUCCAGGUACAUAGUAACACAAAAUGACAUCACUUGCAGGCUUGGUAGUGCUAAAAUUACAUGAUGUAUGUCUUAACCCUUUGAGUUUUUUUUUAUUUUUCUGCUUUUUUUUUUUUUACCGACCCCCAAGACUUACACUGUUGGAAAGGUUAGGCAAUUACCUUUCCAACAGUGGGUCUUGGGGGUCUGUAGCUGCUUAGAUGCCUGAGAUACAGGCUUCUAAGCAGCAUGCCCCCUGCUCCUAUACUUAACAUCACGUCAUUGUGCGUGACGUCACCGCGCAUCACGUGAAGCCCCGGCGAUGCCUGUCACUCUACAGGCACGAUCGCCGGGGUAGGAGCGGUUUGGAGCCCCCAGAUCUCCCUCAAGGUGGGAGAGUGCUCCUGACAGCUCUGAGCCAUCAGCACGCAAAGGGUUAAUCCAACGACGAAGUAGUUAAAGGGACAUGAAACCCAAAUUUAUUUUUUCAUGAUUCAGAUAGAGAAUAACAUUUUAAACAUCUUUCCAAUUUACUUCUAUUAUUUCAUUUUCAUUUGCAUCAUUCUCUUGGUAUCUUUUGUUGAAAGAGCAGCAAUGCACUACUAGGAGCUCACUGAACAGGGGUGAGCCAGUAACAUGAGGCAUAUAUGUGCACCAACCAAUCGGAAGCUUCCGAGCCUACCUAGGUAUCCUUUUCAUUAAAUGAUACCGAAAGAACAAAACUAAUUAGAUAAUAGAAGUAAAUUGGAAAGCUGUUUAAAAUCGCAUGCUCUAUCUGAAUCAUUAAAGAAAAACUUUUUGUUUUAUGUCCCUUUAACACAUGGUUGGAGUACCGCUUUGGAGCCACAGAGAUUUACUGGUGCAGAACAGUCACAGAUGUGAUUGGUGGAGUUGUACAAUUGCUGCUGAUUGGCUUAGCGGCUAUCUCUGUGGAUCCUGUGCAGUACUUUUACCUAUGUGUUUAACCUCUUACAAAUUAGAACAUGUAAUUUUUUUACUACGUCUUUUUGCUGUUGUUGAGAGGAGCAUGAUCAGACACAUUACAAAUAUUUUUGUUUGCAAUGAAAGGAUUCACAGGAUAUUUAAACUAAUAUUAAUAUUUAAAAUUAUUACAUGACCCUAUUAUGGUAAAGACGCACCUCACCUCACUGUAAUUAUUUUUUAUUAGUUUUGUUCAUCCCACAUUCCUUCAGUAUAAAUGCCUUAUAAACCUUGUUUCUGACUGACAUAUUUAUCACUGCACGGGGAAAACAUGCAGAAAUGGUUCACCUAUAGCAGGUUUAUAAAAAUAAGUUAAAAAAAUAAUAUAUAUUGAAAUAGAAAAUCUGAGUAAUUUUCUUUAUAAGUAAUCUGUUAAUUUACUAUAUAAAUAUUUAAAUAUAACAGGUUUGCUUUUGUAUAGUAAAAUAUACCAAAUGUAGCUAUUGAUUGGGUGAUACAGGGAAAUACUGAAUACAGUUGGGACCUUUCAGUAGUAUACUAUAAACCAUACUGAAACUGAAAAACAUUAAAACUCUUCUUUUAAAGGGACAUACUGUAUUUUGAAUUUGAAUUGCCCAUUUUGCAGUAUAAAGUACUUGUUUGCAAAAAUGCUGCAGUUUAAUGUGAUAAUUUUAUGAGUGAAAAUGUAUAUUGCCAGUGAUCGUAGGUUGAUAUGGGUGUAUACCACGUGCACACUUUAAAGGGAUACUAAACCCAAUUUUGUUUUCUUUCAUGGUUUAGAUAUAGCGUGCAAUGUUAAGCAACUUUCUACUUUACUCCUAUUAUCAAUUUUUAUUUGUUCUCUUGCUAUCUUUAUUUGAAAAAGUAGGCAUAUAAGCUAAAGAGCUGGCCCAUUUUUGGUUCAGAACCCUGGCUAGCGCUUGUGAUUGGUGGCUACAUUUAGCCACCCAAUAAGCAAGAGCAAGCCAGAUUCUGAUUAAAUUCCUGCUUUUCAAAUAAAGAUACCAAGAGAAGAAAUAAAAAUUGAUAAGAGUAAAUUAGAAAGUUGCUUAAAAUCGAUUGCUCUAUCUGAAUCACGAAAGUUUAAUUUUAAUUUUACUGUCCCUUUAAGUGAUGCAGGUGAAGUAAUUUGUCAUCACCGGUGCUUGGACCAAUCAUGUGAGACCAAUGUCUACACAACAUACAGUGUCACCUGCAGCUGGUCCAAUGUAAAUUCUGUCAAUAUCCUUCUACAUGUUUUUUAACUACUGUGCAUAUGAUGCUUUUCGAAUAACACAACUUUGCAAAUAUGACAAAUUAAAGGGACAGUCAACACUAGAAUUGUUUUUGUUGUUUUAAAAGAUAGAUACUCCUUUUAUUACCCAUUCCCCAGUUUUGCAUAACCAACACAGUUAUAUUAAUGCACGUUUUACCGCUGUAAUUAAUAAUAACAACUAGUAUUUAUAUAGCCCCUUUCUCCCAGUGGGACUCAAAGUGCUUUUUCAGCGCUCAUCCUCGGAAUUACUCAAAUCGGAAGCUGUAGUAAUAGUUGUUAUUAUUACCCAAUUUAAUGGUAAUCAUUUUAUCGACCUCAGAAGGAUGAAGGGCCAGCCUGGAUUUGAACCUGUGACCUUGGAUCUUUUAAACAGGAUUUUUUUGUAGUCGGGGCAUUUACCCACUGAGCUACCUCACUGGCCUAUUACCUUGUAUCUAAGCCUCUGCAGACUGCCCCCUUAUUUCAGAUCUAUUAACAGACUUGCAUUUUAGCCAAUCAGUGCUGACUCCGUGGUAAAUUCACAUGCAUGAGCUCAAUGUUAUCUAUAUGAAACACAUGAACUAACUCCCUCUAGUGGUGAAAAACUGUCAAAAUGCAUUUAGAUUAGAGGCGGACUUCAAGGUCUAAGAAAUUAGCAUAUGAACUGCCUAGGUUUAGCUUUCAACUAAGAAUACCAAGAGAACAAAGCAAAAUUGGUGAUAAAAGUAAAUUGAAAAGUUGUCUAAAAUGACAUGCCCUAUCUGAAUCAUGAAAGUUUUUUUGCACUUGACUGUCCCUUAAAUUCUCACCACAUGGCUGCAAUACCUCUAACUGGCAGCAGUGGGGUUAACCCUAAUUGCAAUAUUUCAAAUACUGACAUUUUCAUGGAAACAUUUAGAAUGUGAUUCAGUGUAUAUGAGUUUACAUGAAAAAUCUACAUGUUUAUAUAAAAAUUUCACAUAUCUAA